This is a messenger RNA of Dicrocoelium dendriticum, 367 nucleotides long. The record is from the annotation of a GenBank genome assembly. Lineage: Eukaryota; Metazoa; Platyhelminthes; Trematoda; Plagiorchiida; Dicrocoeliidae.
AUGAGUUACAAUCUGGUACAACAAGCGUAUACUAGACUCGAACUGAUGGGCUCAGUGAAUUGUGUUCGAUUAACGCUUGCUGGGUCUCACCGUAACUGGAUUCGGCCGCUACCCUCAUGGAAAGAGACUGGAUUGUUCGUCCACACUUCCGAGACCUGGCAACGGUUCACAUCCUUUUAUCCCCGGACGGAUCGAAUCAGCAGCCUUUCUGUAGUAAAAAACACCCCAUGAUGAUACUCAAAAUCCUACAAUACAGAGAUACCGUCUAAUGCUUUCUCGAAUAUGCGACCGCUAACCGAAUGCGUCUAACGGUGUUUAUUCUUGAUAGAAGUUAAAUGAACAGACUAUUGCUAUUCUGAUGGCUCAA